UUUAUUUAUGGGUUUUGAAAUUCAUUUUUUCUUGGGUAAUUUUUAAUGCAAAAAAUAAUAAACCUAUAUGAGUUUAAUCACCAAUGACAACUAGCCAACUAGUCCUGGCCUUUUAUUAGUGCUUUAAAUAUGGCCUUUAAUGAGAGCAUCCUGCUUCACUCACUAUCACUAAAACAAAGAACAGAAAUGGGAACUUCAGUAAUAAAAGCUCUCAAAUAUCUUCUACUUUUCAACAUCUCCUUGACCUUCAUCUACACCAAUGAAGUCUCCGCUUCUCCAGUGACUCUACCGGCGGCAAAGAUGAGCCGUAGACUUGUGGCGGUUCAAGGCAUGGUUUAUUGCAAGUCUUGCAAGUACUCCGGCAUUAAUACGCUCCUAGAAGCAUCUCCUCUUCAAGGAGCGACUGUAAAGUUUGCAUGCAACAACACAAAGAGAGGUGUGACGAUGGAGACAAAGACGGACAAAAACGGAUACUUUUUCAUGUUAGCUCCGAAUAAACUCACCACCUACGGUUUCCACACAUGCCGGGCUUGGCCCACGAACCCAGGUCCCGCGGCUGCUACGGUGACAUGCACCGUCCCUUCACAGCUCAAUAAUGGAACCACCGGUGCUAUGCUUAAGCCUUCUAAAUCAAUCAACAUAGCUGAACGCGGCUACGUUUUAUUCUCUGUUGGUCCCUUCGCGUUUGAACCGGCAUGUACUCGUUGAAGUCUCGACUUUCUUCUUUAUGUAUGUGUGUGCUUGCUUGUUAUGACUAUCCAUCACUAGUGCUUUAAAUGUUUUCAUCGUCGUGUUUGCUUUUUUAGUAUGUUCACGUUUUAAAGCUCGUCUUGGUAGACAUUUUGAGAUUGUUGGUGUGUUUGAUUUCCUAUAUAUCCUUAUUGCU
Brassica napus (rape) is the source of this 886-nucleotide messenger RNA. Its product is annotated as non-classical arabinogalactan protein 31. The record is from RefSeq and is a predicted model, not a curated record. The transcript has 2 exons. The coding region runs from base 130 to 708 and encodes 192 amino acids. Lineage: Eukaryota; Viridiplantae; Streptophyta; Magnoliopsida; Brassicales; Brassicaceae.